This is a messenger RNA of Prorocentrum cordatum, 2243 nucleotides long. Lineage: Eukaryota; Dinophyceae; Prorocentrales; Prorocentraceae. The record is from the annotation of a GenBank genome assembly.
AGCGUCUUUGGCUCGAGGCCCGGCUGGGAGGGCUCGGGCUCCCGGGCAGCGGGCGCCACCGCAGCGGCGGGGGCGCCGCUGGAAGCAGGCGCUUGAGGGUGGUGUCGGGAUGGCGGAGAUCCAGCGGGGCAUCGAGCUCUUGGCGAAGGCCAAGCGCUGGCGCGAGGCGCAGAGAAUAGAACAUCCGAGCGUGCAGAAUGUUGCGGAGCUGAUGGAAAAGGUUUCGAAGUUUCUGCAGGAGCACGAGACGCCGAGCGCUGCCGAUUGCACCCACACCGUCUUCGAUAGCUACAUCGACUGGUGGAUGAACUCGAAGCCGUCGUUUAAGCUGGCCAUCGCGGAGGACAACACGCUGGAGACGUUGUACAAGUACAUCACGAACAUGUACGAGCUGGGCAUACCCCUGACGCUCGCGGAGAAGCGCUCUCCCGAGAUCCGCUUUGUGCAGGACAUCGAGAUAUGGGGCAAUAAGGACCACGGAGACCAUCCAAGCAGAGGAGCUCCUGCACCCGCAGAAGAAGUUCACCCGCCUGCUGGGACAGGAUCCAUGGGGGAGAUCUACAACACCAGCGAAUUCCUCGACAUGGUGGCGUUCGACUCCACAGGCACGUCGAAGACGAAGGGGGUGAUGAAGACAUCCAUCAGGCUCGUAUGGUCCGCCAUCAUCGUGGAUAAGGACCGGAUCGCGCAGCGCGCAUUCGCGACUACUUCGUCCACAAGUUCAAGGAGUCGAAGGACGAGGAGGUCCGCGCGGUCGGUGACAAACUCGCGGAGUACAACAAGGAUGGACAACCAGUGGACCACCGUCUUCAACGACGCGAUAUACUUUGGGCGCUUCGGCAUCCGCAUGCCGUUCUGCGACCGCGUGUCGCCGGCGCCCCUGAAGAAGCCGGAGCAGAGGCCCCUCAAGCCGGUGGGCGUCUUCCGCUUCAACUACAAGGAGGGCGAGGUGGAGAGCGUCGAGUCCAUCUGCGAGCCGGAGCUGGGGUCGGACAACGGUCUGCAGGGCGUGGACUGGCUGAAGAUAGGGUGCAUCCGGUGCGACGCGGGCACGCCCGUGACGGAGUGGAAGGGCAUACAGUGGAAGGGCGAGAGGCAACCGCGGAGCUGCAUGUCCUUCACGUCGCUGCAGAACCGCAACCCGAACGGGGCGGUGAAGGUGCGCACGAAGAGCGGCAGCGACAACGGCGACGGCGAGCGACGGGCGCGGCCCCGCGACCCGCAGAAGCCCCAGGAGAGGGAGCGCCUGAUGACGGUGGAGCGGGCAUUCGACGGCACCGCCGAGGACUGUUCAAGGCUAAGCUCCAGGUGCAGCUCGGGCUCGUCGUGGGCGACAACAUCGUGCUCAGCGAGGACGGCGUCGAGUGGAAGCAGGGCGACAACGACAGCGGCCGGAUCCACUUCAAGGCCGCGAACAAGAGGGUGCACAUCAUCGGGAAGCCCCACCAGGUCAGGUCCCUGCUCAACGCCAUCGCGGGCUUCGCCAGGGAGGCCAACGAUGGCGCCCGCUCGACGACCAGCCACGGCCGCUCCGCAGGCAGGCCCGGGUCCGAGCCCGGCGGCGCGCGCAGCAACAGCGCCUACGCGCCCAGCGCCGCCUACGCGCCCAGCGCCGUGUAUGCCCCGAGCACGGCCUACGCCAACAGCGCGGCCUCGAGCCGGGUCACGGCUGGGAGGAGCACGGCGGCGGAGCCCUCGAGGCGCGUGGUGGUGCGGCUCUUCGAGCCGGAUACGAGCGCCGAGCUGAAGCUGUCGGUGAACGACGAGGUCACCAUCGCGCACGACCCCGACGAGGAGCGUUGCACAACGUCCACCGCUGGGUCUACGGCACGAACGAGGCGACACAGGAGCCGCGGCUGGUUCCCGAUGUCGCACACGGCGCCGCUGCAGGCGCCGCCAGCGCCGCCGGCCGACCAGGAGGAGGCCUGACGUGCGCGCGCGCCGGGCCUCCGCCCGGCCGAGGGCGCGGCCGAGGGCGCCGCGCGCGCCUGCCGUGCUCCGGCGCCGUGCCUCCCCCUCCCGUUUUCCCUCCCUCGCCCUCACGCGGGAGCGCGACCUCCCGCUGUUUGUCCGCCGGCCGCGCCCCGCCCCACUCGCCCGGCAGCCCGCCCGCGCCCUCGGCUGCCGAGGCAGAGGUCGGCUCCCAGCAGUAUUUCUUUAGGAGGGUAGGAAUCGGCGAGGGCGUCACAAGCUAGGCUUGUCCCGACCGUCGGCCGGGCGCGGGGGCACGCCUGCCAGGAAAA